Messenger RNA from Suncus etruscus (white-toothed pygmy shrew), 1840 nucleotides. It is a transcript of the gene GGT1, whose product is annotated as gamma-glutamyltransferase 1. The transcript has 12 exons. NCBI's taxonomy places the organism in Eukaryota, Metazoa, Chordata, Mammalia, Eulipotyphla, Soricidae. The record is from RefSeq and is a predicted model, not a curated record. Gene Ontology annotation, biological process: peptide modification; glutathione catabolic process; regulation of immune system process. Gene Ontology annotation, molecular function: glutathione gamma-glutamate hydrolase. Gene Ontology annotation, cellular component: plasma membrane. Bases 11 to 1714 code for a protein of 567 amino acids.
CUGCAGAGCCAUGAAGAAGCGGUAUGUGGGGCUGAGCCUGGGGCUGGCCAUGGUCUUGGUAGUUCUCAUCACGUGCCUCUCUGUUUUCCUGCCUCGGUCCAAGGCGUCCUAUCAUGUGUACCCCAAGGGGGCCGUGGCUGCUGACGCCAAGCGCUGCUCAGAGAUUGGGAGGGACAUCUUGCAGGAAGGCGGCUCGGCAGUGGAUGCCGCCAUCGCGGCUCUGCUGUGCAUGGGGCUCAUGAACAUCCACAGCAUGGGCAUUGGGGGCGGCCUGUUUCUCACCAUCUACAACAGCACCACACGGCAAGUUGAAGUCAUCAAUGCCCGAGAGGUGGCCCCUGAACGAGCCUCUGAGAACAUGUUCACCAGCCCAGAAAUGGCCCAGGAAGGGGGGCUGUCGGUGGCAGUUCCUGGUGAGAUCAGGGGCUACGAGCUGGCACAUCAACGGCAUGGACGGUUGCCCUGGGAACGCCUCUUCCAGCCCAGCAUCAAGCUGGCCCGAGAGGGCUUCCCUGUGAGUAAAGCAUUGGCAUCUGCACUGAAGUCAAAGCAGGACUCCAUCCAGGGGCGGCCGGCAAUGUGUGAAGUCUUCUGCCGGAACGGAAAGGUGCUCCAGGAGGGGGACAGAGUGACCCUGCCAAAAUUAGCCAAUACGUACGAGACAGUGGCCAGGGAGGGCGCUCAGGCCUUCUACAAUGGGAACCUCACGGCCCAGAUUGUCAAAGAUGUCCAGGAGGCAGGGGGCAUUCUGACUCUCAAUGACAUGCACAAGUAUCGUGCCACGGUCCAGAGACCGGUGAACAUCAGCCUUGGGGACUACAAGCUCUACGCACCCAACGCCCCUCUCAGUGGCCCGGUGCUGGCCCUCAUCCUCAACAUCCUUAAAGGGUACAACUUUACUGAGGAGAGUGUCAAGACAGAGGAACAGAAAGGCCUGACAUACCACCGCAUUGUCGAGGCCUUCCGGUUUGCCUAUGCCAAGAGGACCCUGCUGGCGGAUCCCAAGUUUGUGGAUGUGACUAAGGUGGUCCAGAACAUGACCUCGGAGUCCUUCGCUGCCCAGCUGCGGGCCCACAUCUCCGACACCACCACGUACCCCAGUGACUACUACGAACCUGCCUUCUACUUGCCAGAUGACGGGGGCACCGCUCACCUGUCUGUGGUCUCCGAGGAUGGCAGCGCUGUGUCUGCUACUAGCACCAUCAACCUCUACUUUGGCUCCAAGGUGCGGUCCCCCGUCAGCGGGAUCGUGUUCAACGAUGAGAUGGACGACUUCAGCUCCCCUAACAUCACCAACAGCUUUGGGGUGCCCCCCUCAAAAAACAACUUCAUCCAGCCAGGGAAGCAGCCACUUUCGUCCAUGUGUCCAGCCAUCAUCGUGGGACCGGAAGGCCGCGUCCGCAUGGUAGUGGGCGCUUCUGGGGGCACACACAUCACCACAGCCACUGCACAGGCGAUCAUCAACAACCUGUGGUUCGGCUACGACGUAAAGCAGGCAGUGGAGGAGCACCGGGUACAUAACCAGCUCUACCCCAACACCACAUCGGUGGAGAAAGGCCUUGACCAGGCCGUGAUAUCAGGCCUGCAUUCUCGGAACCAUACAACAAAGGAAGCGUCCCCCUACAUUGGGGUGGUGCAGGCCAUUGUCCACACAGCCAAUGGCUGGGCAGCUGCCUCGGACUCCAGGAAAGGCGGGGAGCCUGCCGGCUACUGAGCACUCCAAUGGGGCCAGGCCUACCAGCAGCCCAUCGGGGCCAGCAGUGGGACUUUGGAGGAUGUGCUUCCCCUUUCAUGGCAGAGCAGUGCAAUAAAAGGGGGUGCACAGGACAGCCUUGCUGGC